Molecule: messenger RNA, 5931 nt
Organism: Hyalella azteca
Lineage: Eukaryota; Metazoa; Arthropoda; Malacostraca; Amphipoda; Hyalellidae
Product: nuclear pore complex protein DDB_G0274915
Exons: 12
Coding region: 74-4951 (1625 amino acids)
Source: RefSeq, a predicted model, not a curated record
UGUUACAGGGUUUGUGUAAAGAUUUCAGUCUGAUCUCUUGUAUUUGAAUAACUUUACUAGUCUAUUUGAAACCAUGAUGUGGUCUGCUAUGAAUUGGCUCAGCCAAAAGGCUGGAAUUAAUUUAGAUGAUGCUCAUGAAGUUUUGCAUGGCAGUGAUGCCAGCUUUACCCAACAAGCUGACAGUGAUGAUGAAAAUUCAGAAUCAAGCAAAGAAAACCAGACUUUGGCAGGCAAUGCAGUGGCAACUGCAAAUGGCAAGCGUUUUCGUAGAUCUAGCCGUUGGGUCCCAGCCACAAGCCUCAGUCCAGCAGGCAGUAACAGCCCUGCUCAUCUCAGCAACAAUAACUCUCUGUUGUAUCAUGGAGGAGUAUCACCUUCUCAUGGUCCAGGAUGUAGUCCACUUCAUCCUCCUCUACCAGGCUCACCUCUCACACCAAUUAUGGUUCCCAGUGGCAUCAGUUCAAGUCCGUACUGCAACUCAGUCACUCCUACAGGAGCUCACCCAUCCAUGCCUCCCAUCAUGGUGCCCACUGGUGUCAGGACUCCAGUUAAUGUGGGCUUUAGGGUAGGCAAUGUCCCUGGACUUAUUGGUCCAGGCUUGGGAAAUACGGGCAGUUCAUCUAAAUUAUCAACUACCUCCAGUCAGUGGAAGGAGGCAAGCAUGGCUGCAGACAUAAACAGUCCUGGUUUUGCUUUUCGGAUUGCAAGACAGGCAGAGAAACACGCAGAUCUUGGCAGCAAGCUAUAUCCUACAGCGCAAGAGAAGUACUUGGUGGCAAAGCAUCUGCCCAGGGUGCGGUUACGAAGCCCCUCCAAGCCUGUAAUGACACCCAAGAAGCCCCAGUCAGUGCCUCUCAUCCAGCUGCCUUCCUCACCAAAGCCACCCUCUGCACUGGCUCCCUUACUCUCCACUUCACCCCACAUGACUCCCUCAGCCUCCUCGCUCUUCUCGCCUUCAUCUCAGCCCAUGCCAGAUUUCAGACACACUGAUUUUUUCACCACAUCCAUACGAUCAUCUGCUGACAGCCACCCGGUACUUUCUGGACUGCUUGAUGGCACAGGAUCUCCCAUAGAUCACCACAGCAACAGCCGCUCUCUUGACCCUAGUGACCUCACAACACUCGGUAACGGAGGUCCCUUUGGUGAAAGCUUUUGUGAUGAUGACUGCACUCAAGAUGAUCCCACGAGCCUUAAAGCUGUGUUGGCUGCCCUUAAUAAGUCCAAGCCUGGCAAGGGUAUCAAAAGAGCACGGAUACUAGACUGUGAGGACUCUGAUAGCAAGCGUCAAUGUUCUGAUGACACUCCACUCCUGCCUGAACCAUUUCCUCAUGGCUCUUUAACCAGUCACAACAAUUUCGCCGGAGGAGGUGGAGAGAAGCGAGCUCUGGACACAAGUUCUUCUUCAAGCCUAGAUAACUCCGGCCAUGGUUCACCCUGCGCAAAGGUGGCUCGCACCUCGCCAGAUAUACUCGAUGGACCGCUCUUAUCCAAGGCAGUUUCUUCUGACUUUGCUGCAUCGUCAACUUCUAAUAAUAUUACUCCUUCUCCUCCACGAGCCAGCCUACAGCGUGUUGCUCCUAGUGUGGGGCUUGGUGGAGGUUCCCAUUUGUUAGAACGUGACUCCGAAGAUGAUGGAGCACCAGCCAAGAAGCGUAAAGUCAACCCUUGGCUUGCAUCCUUUUCUUCCUCAAGAAAAAUGGUAGAAAGGGAGGAAAACAGUUCCGACACUCGCCUGGACUGCGAGAAUCUUGACACGGAUGGUGAAGGCUCUGAUAAAUCUUCAGACGACUCGGACAACUCCAUGAGCCAAGAAGAGGACGAAGACGAAGCUCCUGCGCCCCACCAGGGCAGUCCCGCCCCCACCUCCCACCAGCAGGCUCCUAAGGAACAUGGCGACGUGGUGCUAGAAGAGACUACGAGCGCCGCCACGCCUCACAUUGUGACGCUGUCUGCCCAUCGCUCCGACAAGCGCAUGCAGCACACGCGUCUCAAUAAAAUGCUCGGCAUGCUAUUCCAUCUCCCAGACGACGAAGUGGCGUCCAGCACCGCUAAGACAAAUAUGGACAUUUCAAGGUCUAAUUCUGUGUCAGCUGCCGGUUUUGUGGUAGCGUCUACAUCAGCAGCCACAUAUCAGUCUUCCAGCCUGGGCUUGUCAAUGCCCUCGACAGCUGUUGAGUCUUGUUCUGAGACCGCUACGACAGAAACUUCUGUUGUUGGACUUCAGGCGUGUACGACGAGUAGUUCGACCAGCAAUGUUACUGGCAUUACCGCGAUUACAGCACCUAGCUCAGAGGCAACUUCUACAGCUGCCUUAGCUUCUGUUGAAUUAGUGCGACAAGCAACUAUUUCUGCUGCAAAUGUCUCCGAGUCGACUUCAUCACCGGCUACAACUUUCUCAUUCAAAGUUCCGACAUCCACUAUAUCCAGUGAGGAUGCUAGUAUCGACCCAAAACCAUCUCAUGUGGUUGAUGGUUCUAAACCCUUGUUAAGUUUCUUGGCAAAUAAUGCCGCUUCGUGCCCCGAGAAACAAACCCCAACGUCCAGUAGUGUUGGGAACGUCGCCCCAUCUUCAAUCGCUACCACUACAGCACCUUCAAUGUUCUUCGGCUCAGGCAAGGAGACAGUUUCGUCUAGACCACUGACGACAUUCAGCUCCUCUUCAUCAAUAGAGCCCAGCAAUCAGGGAAACUUAUCAACACCUAUGAGUAAUGCCUUCGCCCCACCAAAUAUCUCCGUGAAUACCAUCGCGUCUACUGCUUCUUCCGCAGUCUCUGCUCCUUCUCUAGCGUUUGGCAAUUCAACGAGUUCUGGAAAUACUGGCAUGUUCACCUUUGGAAAAGCUCCUCCUCCUGCUUAUACUGCAUCAGAUUCUUCUCCUGUGAAUCAACCAGUUUCUGCUUCCGGUCUUAAGCUUCCUUCAUUUGGAUCACCGGCAGUGUCGGUUGUUCCCAGUACCACUACAACUAAUACUACUAUCAGCGCCAUUGGUGUUCAAGAUAACUCAUCUGAAAAGUCCAGCGGCUUUCAAUUCGGCUUUGGUGCCGCAUCAGGUGGCUUUGGAAAUCUCAAACCACAAGAACCUGCUGCAGCAGCAUCUGCAGGUGGAUUUAGUUUCGGUUCUUCUGCCACGUUUUCACAAGCCAAGGAUCCUAUAGUAUCAACUGUUGGAUCUUUCUUCGCAUUUGGUUCAAGUUCUUCAUCUAAUGCCGUUGUAGACUCUCCUGCUAAUGUCGCAGUUUCCGCGGAUUCAGCUUCAAAGAAUGCCACUUCGGGUACUAAUCCACCCAUGCUCAGCUUUGGUAACAAUUUAACUACUAAUGUCUCAUCUUCAAACAGUUCCACAUCUGCUGCCAAGGCUUCUAUUCCUACUUUUAACUUUGGGAGUGCAGGAACUAAUACAGUUGGGACUUCAUCCUCUGUAGCUUCGUCUGGAGCCUCUACAGUGCCAUUCACUAACUCUUCAAGCACAUCUUUUAGCUUCUGCCCAACUAAUUCAUCAUCUAUCAAUGAAAAAUCAGAAAGCAAUUCAACAUCUGCCAGCUUUACUUUCAUCGUCAAAAAUGACAGCAAGUCUGUAGAGGCAAGCAAAGCCAGCGUUGUCAGUUCUGCUUCUCCUUUCACUUUCGGAUCGGCAGCUACAGUUGCACCAACAGUGACACCGAAUAAUUCCUCAUCCACGUCUCUGUUUUCCUUUGGCAAUGUUGGUUCUACAACCGAAGCAAAGGCGAAUACUAACUCAGCAGGAGGCUUAUUCGCAUUUGGCGCUUCCAAUGCUUCUUCGACCGCUGCUCCAGUGUUUGGCGGUUCCGCAGUGACCGCAACCGACGGCUUUGGUUCUGGUGUACCUGCGACGACCGCUUCAACGGCUCCACAGUUUGGCUUGACCACUUCAAGCACGUUAUCUUUUGGAUCGUCCUCUAUUGCUACUAGUACGUCAUCAAGUGAUAAGCCUUUAACUGGUUUUGGAGGCUUUGGUAAUGCCGGCAAUCUUUUUGCGGGCAUAAAGAAUGGAGGUUCUAACUCGACAUUCGAUUUAGGUGUGGCUAGUAACAAUGCCACAUCUGUGACAUCAAAAGCAGUUACUUUUGGUGGUGCCAGCCUCGUUACCGGAGGAUCGGGAAAUUUGUUUGGGCAGACUGUUUCUGACAACGGUAAUAACUCGUCUAAUUUAUUCGGCCAAGCUGCUUCUGUAGGCUCAAGCGGUCUCUUUGGCAAGAUAGCUAGUAACAACAGCACGCCAGCUUUUGGUUCUUCCACGUUCGGACAAUCUAGUAAAGAAAACACCGAUAAACCGGCUUCUACUUCAUCGUCAUCUUCUCCAUUUCAGUUCGGGAGCUCUUCUACCAAUGCCAACACUGCAGGUGCUGCUUUUACUUUUGGAAGUGGUAGCGCUUCUGGCAAAAGUGAUACUACUUUUGGUUCUUUUUCAAGCUCGGCUGCCAGUCCCUUCGGGGGCGCUUCGACUGGAACAGGCCCAACAUUUGGAGCCUCUGCAUCGAACUCGGCUUCCACAUUUGGUUCAGGUACAUCAAAUCUUCCACCUAGUUUUGGUUCUACUACUUCAAACACUGCUCCGAGCUUUGGAUCGGCGCCUGGUAUUCCGGUUCCGAGUUUCAGCUCCGGCACUGCUUUAUCAAUACCAUCUUUUGGGUCAGCAUCAAGUGCCGUACCUUCUUUUGGCUCACCUUCGCUCGGCGCUCCAUCGUUUGGGUCUCCGUCACCUUCGUUUGGUUCUCCAGCUCCUGGCCAACCCGGCAUGUUUCAGUUUAAUUCUGGAAGCACGACGCCUCAACCGCAUAACGCCUUCAAUGCCAGUCUCAAUACGUUAGGAAGUUCUUUUGCCGCCCAGACUGCUGGCCUCGAUCAUCAAAACCUCUUCAGUGUUGGUGGUGGAAGUUCGAGCAACGCUAGCAGGAGACCACGCGCCCGCGCCCACAGAAGGAAUCGUUAAGACUAUCAUGCAAGUUGGAGGUUACUUUUAAGCCUACGUCAUGUCGCCCGUUUGUGUCCGUGGCGGUCAUCUUGUAUUUUCCAGCCCAAUUUUUGCAACUUCAGAUAGUGAAGGAUCGAUGUAACUUUCGCUUAGAAGUCGCCUUACAAUCUAAUAUUGCAGUUUAAGUCAGGCCAGUUGACAAGUUUUUUUUUGCAAGACUUCGUGAUCAAAAAAUAAGGGUUGUGAUACUGACUAUCUGAUGAACUACUUAGUACGUAUAAACAUUAUAAAAUGCCUUGCCUUAUUACUCUAUUAUAGCAAUUAUAAGAGUUACAUCUAGCAUUUUAUCGUUGUUAUCUUAACAACCGUUAUUUGAUUUUAAUUUGAUAUUGGACCUUAUUACUCGUACACCAUUGUAUUUUAUUCAAUUCUGUGUAAAAUUUCAAGCGUAAGUUUUACCUUGUUUGUAUUUUAAGUGUGAAAGUUACGCGAUCCUCUGCAGCGGGAAGUUCCUGCGAUUGUAACAUUUUUAUUCGAGCGUUACGUUCAGACUUCAGACUGAGCCUAUUAUUGAAAAGACGAAUUAAUUAUACAAUAUUAAGAUCUGAUGUGCAUAUUGGAGUGAUGACCGAUUGUAUAUGAAGUAACAUUACCCGUUUUGUAUGAACAUAGAUUCGAAGGUCAAUUAUACUGAAAUUUGAGUCUACAGAUGUAUAUCGCGAGUACAUGAAUCGUAUAAUCCCUGAAAGACAUCGGAUCAUCGUCUAAUCCCUGAUAUAUUCAUGAGAACGAAGUAUGACUGAUGUGAGCAACGAGCGAUAUGAGGAAAACUCGAACUUUUCGACCAUGUAAUUGAAGAGGUGGUUUGUUAAGCACAUAAUUUGUUAAGUGCGGGAAUUUGAAUAUUAGUUAUUGAUGCGUAAGAUUCUUAGGACAUAGACUAACAAACUUAACGAUACGAACGUUGUCAUGAGUAAGCAUUAAAUCUUAUAACCUAA